CCAUAUGUUUUCAUGUCAAGCCACCUGUUCCUGCAAAUUGUCUCAUGUUGUCAUUGGAUUGUUGAUUGAUUGGCAACUCAGCUCUAACAUAAUAAUAGAUUAUCAAUUAUGGCUCUCAGAGGCAGGCGCUUAGUUGAACUGGCGUUGGCAGAAAAUGAGGUCUCACCAGAGGUUCGACAAUCCAUGGACCGUGAGUUUGGUAUUGUGAACAUCGACAACAACAGUACAACAAACCUUAAUGAGCAUACUUAUUUUGUAAGUCCUAAGCCUACUACCAAUAUUGAAAAUAACACUUCAAAUACAGUAAAAACAAAACUCUGCCAAAUUGUAAACUACAAAGAAUUGUCAGAUAGUGACAGUCCUUUAUUUUCGGAUUCAGAUGAGUACAACUACGCUCCCAGUAGUGACUUUGGUGAGGUUUCUAGCAGUGAUGAGGAACCAAAAAAGAAAAGAAGAUCGAAGAAAAUUAAUAAAGUAAGUCUGCUGAAACACGUAGCAGUUCAGAAAGUAACAAACUAUGAAUCGAGAAACGAAAUCGAGAGGCGAACAAGAAACGAGAUUCAGCUUUUUAUGAAUCGGUGCUAA
Messenger RNA from Homalodisca vitripennis (glassy-winged sharpshooter), 585 nucleotides. RefSeq lists its product as uncharacterized. Bases 109 to 585 code for a protein of 158 amino acids. The record is from RefSeq and is a predicted model, not a curated record. The transcript is spliced from 2 exons. Lineage: Eukaryota; Metazoa; Arthropoda; Insecta; Hemiptera; Cicadellidae.